Molecule: messenger RNA, 303 nt
Organism: Cetraspora pellucida
Lineage: Eukaryota; Fungi; Glomeromycota; Glomeromycetes; Diversisporales; Gigasporaceae
Source: the annotation of a GenBank genome assembly
UAUUAUAAGCUUGAUCCUAGUCAUUAUGUUUCAGUACUAGCAUUAGCUUGGGAUGCUAUGCUUAAGAUGACAGAUAUUGAGAUUGAGCUCUUUACAGAUAUGUCUAUGCAUGAUUUAAUAGAAGAGGCUAAGCGUGGAGGUAUAGCUAUAGCCUGUAAGCACUAUUUUAAGGCCAAUAAUCCAAAAAUAGGCAAGUCAUUUGAUCCAUCAAAACCAACAAUAUGGAUAAGCUAUUUCGAUGCUAAUAAUCUUUAUGGAUGGGCUAUGAGUCAAUAUUUGCCUAUUGGAAAUUAUAAAUGGGAG